AUGGCCUCCGACGCACCCGAGGAAUUCGAUUACGAGGCUCUCCCCUCCAAUUAUGGUCUUGGCCGGAACAUGCUGGCGGGUGCUUUCGCAGGAAUAGCGGAACACUCUGUGAUGUACCCCGUGGAUUUGCUCAAGACUCGCAUGCAAAUUCUGAACCCGUCAUCGGGUGGGCUGUACACGGGAUUGACCAACGCGGUCUCUACAAUUUACCGCGUUGAGGGCUGGCGGACACUAUGGAAGGGUGUUUCCAGUGUGGUUGUGGGCGCGGGUCCGGCACACGCGGUGUACUUCGGUACAUAUGAAAUUGUGAAGGAAAUGGCUGGCGGCAAUGUUGACGACGGACACCACCCCCUGGCUGCUGCCAUGAGUGGAGCCUCCGCUACAAUCGCCAGCGAUGCGCUUAUGAACCCGUUUGAUGUCAUGAAGCAACGUAUGCAGGUUCACGGCUCUGUUCACAAGACCCUGGCACAAUGCGCCAAGACCCUCUAUCGCACUGAGGGUCUCCAGGCUUUCUACGUAUCCUACCCUACCACACUUUGCAUGACUGUGCCUUUCACGGCUACUCAGUUUGUUGCCUACGAGUCGAUCUCGAAGGUGAUGAACCCCAAGCAAGAUUACGACCCCUUCACCCACUGCAUGGCUGGUGGUUUGGCCGGUGCCUUCGCAGCUGGUAUCACCACACCCCUUGAUGUCGUCAAAACCCUCCUCCAAACUCGAGGACUUGCGGACAGCGAGGAAGUUCGGUCGGCACGAGGUCUGUGGAACGCCGCCGGUAUCAUCAAGCGCCAAUUCGGCUGGGCAGGCUUCUUGCGGGGCAUGCGACCCCGUAUCAUUUCCACCAUGCCUAGCACUGCGAUUUGCUGGACAUCCUAUGAGAUGGCCAAGGCAUACUUCAAGGAACAAUACGACUAA
Penicillium salamii is the source of this 912-nucleotide messenger RNA. The record is from the annotation of a GenBank genome assembly. NCBI's taxonomy places the organism in Eukaryota, Fungi, Ascomycota, Eurotiomycetes, Eurotiales, Aspergillaceae.